This is a messenger RNA of Pantherophis guttatus, 8474 nucleotides long. RefSeq names its product dystrobrevin beta (gene DTNB). The record is from RefSeq and is a predicted model, not a curated record. Lineage: Eukaryota; Metazoa; Chordata; Lepidosauria; Squamata; Colubridae. Gene Ontology annotation, cellular component: plasma membrane; synapse. Gene Ontology annotation, molecular function: zinc ion binding. Gene Ontology annotation, biological process: synaptic signaling.
GAGCGGAGCGCCUGUGGGAACGGAGAAGAGCAGCGGGGUCUGAGGCGCGCGCGCGGAGGCGGAGGAAGGUAGGCAGGAUAGGUUGGUUGGUUGGCUCGGUCAGCCGUUCCCUCCGCCCUCCCGCGGAGAAGAGGGCCCGGUGGAAAAGAUGAUUGAAGAAAGUGGAAAGAGGAGGAGGACAAUGGCAGAGAAAAGACAGCUCUUCAUGGAAAUGAGGGCUCAGAAUUUUGAUGUCAUCCGACUGUCAACAUAUCGGACUGCCUGCAAACUCAGAUUUGUGCAAAAAAGAUGUAAUUUACAUCUUGUGGAUAUCUGGAAUAUGAUUGAAGCCUUCAGAGAUAAUGGCCUUAACACAUUGGACCAUAAUACAGAGAUCAAUGUAUCUCGACUAGAAACUAUCAUUUCUUCCAUUUACUAUCAGCUGAAUAAACGCCUUCCAUCUACUCACCAGAUCAGUGUGGAGCAAUCCAUCAGCCUUCUCCUCAACUUCAUGAUAGCAGCAUAUGAUAGUGAAGGUCAUGGAAAAUUGACAGUGUUUUCCAUAAAGGCAAUGAUGGCAACUAUGUGUGGUGGAAAAAUUCUGGACAAGUUAAGAUAUAGUUUCUCUCAAAUGUCAGAUUCCAAUGGACUGAUGAUAUUUUCAAAAUUUGACCAGUUUCUAAGAGAAAUUCUGAAACUUCCUACAGCUAUUUUUGAAGGGCCUUCUUUUGGAUACACAGAAAACUCUGUGCGAACAUGUUUUCCUCAGCAGAAAAAAGUAACAUUAAACAUGUUUUUAGACACCUUAAUGGCUGACCCUCCACCCCAGUGCCUUGUGUGGCUACCUCUGAUGCAUAGACUUGCCCAUGUUGAAAAUGUCUUCCAUCCUGUGGAAUGUUCUUACUGCCGGUGUGAGAGCAUGAUGGGCUUCCGAUACCGAUGCCAGCAGUGCCACAACUAUCAGCUCUGUCAAAACUGUUUUUGGCGUGGCCAUGCAAAUGGCCCUCACAGCAACCAGCAUCAAAUGAAAGAGCAUUCCUCUUGGAAAUCGCCUGCCAAGAAGCUGAGCCAUGCCAUUAGUAAAUCUCUUGGUUGUGUACCCACUAGAGAUCCUCCUCACCCUGUAUAUCCGGAACAGCCAGAGAAGCCCCUUGACCUUGCCCAUAUAGUCCCUUCUCGGCCUCUCGUUAACAUGAAUGAUGCCAUGGUUACCCAUGUGUCCUCCGGAGCCCCCACGCCAACAAAAAGGUUGCAGCAAAGCCUCACCCCCUCCGAUGGGCUCAGUGAUGAGCAUGUGCUGAUAGCAGCCUAUGUGAGCCAGCUACAAAGCAGCACACGCAGUGUCCUGGACAGUCCUAGCAGACUGGAUGAAGAACAUCGGUUAAUUGCUCGGUAUGCUGCCAGGUUAGCUGCUGAAGCUGGAAAUGUGACACGGCCACCAAUAGAUCUGGGGUUCAAUUUUGAUGCCAACAAACAGCAGAGGCAACUGAUAGCAGAACUGGAAAACAAGAACAGAGAAAUACUGCAAGAAAUUCAACGCCUCAGACUGGAACAUGAACAGGCUUCCCAGCCAACACCUGAAAAAGCCCAGCAGAAUCCAACUUUACUGGCUGAAUUAAGGCUAUUGCGGCAAAGGAAAGAUGAAUUGGAACAACGAAUGUCUGCUCUUCAGGAAAGCCGAAGGGAACUGAUGGUACAACUGGAAGGACUCAUGAAGCUGCUCAAGGAAGAAGAACAAAAACAGGCAGCUCAGGCAGCUGGUUCUCCACAUACUUCCCCCACCCAUGGAGCUGGCCGCUCUAUGCCAAUGCCAGUCAGGUCCACGUCUGCUGGUUCUACCCCAACUCAUGUACCCCAAGAUUCACUUACUGGUGUUGGUGGAGACGUCCAGGAAGCAUUUGCACAAGGAACUCGACGGAACCUCCGUAAUGAUUUGCUGGUAGCAGCUGAUUCAAUUACCAAUACAAUGUCGUAUUUGGUGAAGGAGCUUCAUUCAGGGGGAGAGGAAGGAGGUGAGGAGGAGGAAGAGGAGGACAAGAUGCAGAAUGGGAAGGACCGAGGUUAAAUAAAAAAAAUCUGGACCAGACAGAGGUUUAAGUAACAAGGUGUGAGCUCCUAUUCUAAAGAUGUCUCCACAUCCUUCAGAAGAGGCAUGAUCCAACUGAUACAUCCACCAUUGUGAAGCUGUGACUAACACAACAAUUGCAGGGGAGCAAUCUUCUUCCAACAGACACAAUGGCUUUUCUGGGGGGAGGGCAGGGCAGGGCAGGGCAGGGGCAUCUCCUUAAAUUUGCAUGUCCUAUUUCUGUAGGUGUUCAGUGCUAACUGGACAGAGCCUCAUCUCUGUUUCAAUGAGAAAGCUUUUUGAAUAAUGGCUUCUGAAAAUGCAAGCCGCCUUCCUGUGAAUUGUCCCCAUUCCCUACCUGGGCUUCAUUGUUCACACCUUAUCAUGCUCUGGCAGUUACAUUUGUGAUCUUCAAGUCCCCCAUGAGCAGACUUGCAACCAGCUGAAUUUCUUCGCCAAGUAACAGAGAUGAAGGCUGGCUGUGGAUUCUGAUGUGGCGGCAGCCCCUCUUGCCUUUUCAGAAUGCUGUUUUUGUCUGUGAAUGGCAGGUUGCUUGGGUUGUUUGUGAAUGCAUGUCACACAGUGCCGGUGAGACAGAUGGUGGUGCUGCCAGGAGGCAACUGACUUGGGUACCAUUAAAGAUAGUUUAGUGGUAAAUGGAUAGGUCUGGCCGACAAGGUCAAUCCAGCUGGAGAUUUCUCUCUGUCAGCCCUAUCAAAACAAAUGAGAGCACCACUAGAGCAUUAUCUCUACCAUGCCCUGUGCAGCUGGCUUGUUUCAGUGAGGAUGGUAUCGAGUUAUGACUUGGUAGGUUGUGCCCUCAGUUUCACUUAUGAAAUGGGCAUUAAAAUGAGGAUUUUCACCAUGAGCAGUCUAGUGGAUUUUACACCAGUCCUGAUGUCAGGAGAAGGAUGGGAGAAAGGUCCAGCAUGUGGCAGCUACCUUUAGAGAAUUCUCAGAACAGGUAGCUUUCUGGUUGUUGCCUUAUAGGAUGGCUUAGUGGAAGAAAGCUGCUUUAAGCAAAUACUGCUAUCACCCAAUGCCCUUUCCAACAUCAAAUGCCAGUCAGUCUGCUGUUCUGGUGGCUGAGAAACCUUCUCCUUCCCUUCUAUCCGUAAGUGAUUCCCUUUUUCUUUCAGAAGCUUGCUCUGAGGGAAAUGUGGAGUAGCCUUGGAGUGAACUCUGACUGAGCUGGCUGGGUGUAUUGGUUCUCCAGGGAGCAGGCUUACAAUUUCCAUAUUGCCUUUUAGGGUUAAGAGAAAGUCAUGCACAAAUAUUCAACUGAUUGUUUUUGAAGAUCUGAAACUCCAGUUGUAGGACCAAGAGCUAUUUGUACAGUCAUAUAGGACGUUCUACAUCUGUCCUAUUUUGUUGGUUCAGAUUAGGUAAAUGAAGUGCUGCUUAGCCUUUGUAUUAUAAAUAGUUGCCUGUAGCUAUAAAAAUACACACAGACAAAUAUCCAAAGCUGGGAUUAUUGUGGCCACAGCAAAACCUACAGUCAGAAAUUGGAGGAUUUUUAACCAUUUUGUUUAACCAUUUUACCAAUGCAAGGCAUAUCUGAUUGGGACCAGAGGUUCUCCAAUUCAGCGAUCAUAUUUAGGUUCCUCUGUCAUGACUUGCCUCCAUCAUGUAUAGCAGAUGAGCAGAAAAACUUAACUAAACCUAGUGGAUGUCAAUAGUGAACCAUUUACGUAGAGUUGCAAGGAAAACUAUUUAGAAAUUUACAUAGUCACCAAGAAUUAAGUCAAUUCCAGAGGCUGUUUACCUUAUUGAAAGUACACAAUCAUUACCAUAAUUCGUCUACUUGUCAGAAUCAAAAAUCUGCCUGUAGAUCCUGUUCUGUCUUCUGCCCAAUCCUGAAGUACAUGACAGCAUAUAAUCUUUGCUUAAAAUUAUUUCCAUCUCCUGCCAUUCUAGAAACCGUGAGGUCAUGCUGGAUGAGAUGGUUUGCUAGAUUUCACAGGUGGUCCUCUAUGCACCAAGGUGCCAACUUCAGGAGUUAGGAACAGCAGCUUUCAACCAACCUCAAAUUGCCCUGCUUGUCUUUUGCAGCUGAAAAGGCCUGGCAUUUUAAAGCUUCUCUUCCUGCUGUCAGCUACCUCCAGAGACCAACUCUCAUGCGGUUGUAUCUCUGCCCUUUCUUGCAAUCCAGUCCAGGAGGAGAUUAUAACACAAAAGCUCAUUUCUGCAUGAAAUUCCAGGAUCGGCGGUUCAGGCGGUGAUAAGACAAAUGAGAGGUACCUACCCUGCACUUCUGUCAGUGCCAUGUGUUUGGCUCACUUUAUCCUCAACACAAUGUAUAUUUUUUAGCCUACAGAGUAAUUAACAUAUGCUUCAUAUUACUGGAAUUGAAGGGCUUCUGGGUAUACUUUAAGACAGUUUCUAAGCUGUCCUGACAGGCUGAGGUACAUAGAGGAGCUAAUAACUCAUCCUUCCAUCUGUAUUCCCCAAGAGCUAAGGAAGUACUUCCUUUUUCCAAACUGCCCUUCACCUGUAAUACUUGGGCUUGGGAGACAGGUAUAUUACUAAGCUGUUGGCCAAAGUUCAACAGCCACAAAGUCCUGAGGGAAGCAAUGUCAAAUUGAACUGGGUUCCUUCUCUUAUACAAUGAAGAAUGCCCCUGAACACAUAUAAAGUUCAUCUGAGGAUCCUGCGUGGUUCUGAAUUGCAUCUCCGACCUAGUUGAAAAGAGAAAUCAUGAAAAAAAACAUAUUAUUUGGCAAGAAAAAGACAAAAUAAGGGGUCAAGUUCUUUCUCUGCCAUCCAUUGCUAAAGAACAUCUUGGCAAUUAUAUUACUGAAGCUGAAGAUGUGCCCAAGACUACUGGUUUAGCUAGCUGGUCCCCCAGAGAAUUUGGCUUUGCUACUCCAGCUGCCCCAUGCAUGCUUGCCAAACCUUCUGGCUCGCUCUCUUCUCUAGGUGUGAACUCUUGCAAUUCAGGCAAAACAUUUUUGGCUGCUGGGAUUUGGCAACGAGAGGAAUCUAUUCCAAAGCAUUUUGCAAUAUGCUUUUCAAUAUGGUGAAUGUGCCUUUGAAAGCCAGGAGACAGAAAGAUCUCCCAACUGCAGUUGAAAAAGAUCUGCUCUCAGGGCCUGUGUGCAGGGUUUGGUGCUGUCUAAUAUUUUUGGUUGGAAGACAAAACCCAGUCAUCUGUUUUUCAAAAUGUAUUCAGUUGCUGUUUUCACAGAGAUCCAAUGAAGUUGAAAACCUAGCUAUACUUAGACUAUGUUCACAUGACAUACUAAUCACAAACAGGCUUUGUGAUUAAUUUAUAUUUCAAUGUAUUGUGUGAGCUCAAAAAAAUGGGUAAUUGAAUAAACUAUGUUUCAGCUAACCAUGGAUGAAUAUUUUGUAACCAAAAUGUGUUGCUGUAGGGGUGGAAAUUUUUCACUGUAUCAAAAGUCAUUUCUUUUGAAUCUACCUUGUGGUUUUGAAGUAUGUUGGCCAAGAAAAACCUACAAUAUAUGGCUAUUGGCUUAUGAGUAGAGUCAGGCAAGAUUGUGAGGCUGGAGUCAGAUCUAAAGAUGGCUUGUGAAGAAGAAACAGAGGGGCGUCCAUCUUUUGUCUACUUGGUGCAGUAUGGCGCUAGAAGCAGGAACAAUGCAGGCACUGAGUCACAUGAUAGGAAGAUGGGUGGCAUGUAAAUAUAAUUAUGGUGAGCCUCCUUUUUCAGAAGUCACCAAGUGGUGCUGCUGCCAUUGGGGAAGACCAACAUUUUAGAUCCAUUGUGCACAUCUGGCUCACAAUGCUGAGGCAGUAGCUUCUUCACAUACGGUGGGUGGCAUCAGUGUGGUAAAAUAAAUUGCCUCCAAAAAGAAAGCAGUAAAGCUUCUCUGAGGGUUCAGCUAGGAUGGCUAGCAUUUAGAACAGAAUUUAGUCUGAUCCUGAUAGAGAAAGGACAGAGCAGGAGCAGAGGACAUGAGGUUUUCUGGAGUCCCUGCUUUCCUGAGUACCUUCUGUUUAUGUCAUGUUUCGAAUUGGUUUUAGUAUUGGGGUAUUACAGUAUUGGGGGAAGGGGAAAACAGAGCACUGAAUGAAGCAAAAGAUAACCAAAAAGAGGGAGUUUUGACCUAGGGGUCUAGAGCAUUCCAAGAUAUUAUAAAGGUACGGGAUACCUGUCCCCACACGAGAGUUUGCAUAGAGAUGUUAAACAUGGAAAAGGAUUGUUAACAUAAUUGAACUUUCCUCAAAAUAGAUAUGUAUUUAAAAUAUUUUAGUAACAAAAGGGGCCAGUGUGUCUGCUCUUGUUCACCUUCGGAGAAGAGCGGCAUAUAAAUUGAACUAAUUAAAUUAAAUUUAAUUAAAUUAAUUCUCUCUCUGUCCCUCUCUCUCUGUCUCUCUCUCUGUCUCUCUGUCUCAUUCACACACAUACACAAAUGGCAAAGUUUUAUUUCUUUGAUUGGUCCACAAAUAGUCCCUAAAAACCAGCUCCUUGGAGAAAGGAACUGAGAAGAGAAUUUGGUUUUGAUUAUCAGAAUUGUAGAACAGCCAGGUGUGAAUUCUUGAUGAGCUGUCCAUCAUCCUCAUUCCUUUAUGUCCAAGUAAUUUGGUGUGUAGGUAGAGGGCACUUUGGUAGGUAUGAACAAAUAUGAAUGACCAGAAAAGAUGAGCAGACGUAGCAGGAUUCUUGAGGCAACGGCUUUGAUAGAGCUCUGGGACAGCAUGGGGCCCCAGCUGAGGGGCUUUGCUGUUCCUAUUUUCUGGGUGACUUGUCUUGCAGUUGUGGGAGAGGGCAGUGGAUAUGCCAGCCCAGAUUAAAAUGAAACAGACUUCUGGCUGGCCACAUAGACUCAUAGUUCAGAAAGAUUUUGCUCUGCAUACAGAAAUUAGGUUCCUUUGGGAAAGCUGCUGCUCCUCCUCUUUAGUGUUCUUCAAAAGGACCAAUUCUCUUCCUCAGGACAUCCUGAAAGGGACAGGGAAGAACCUGCAGCUGUUGGCACAUGUCUGGGAAUCAGCAGGCAGGAAUUAAAGAUUUGCUGUGAUCAUACAACACACUUAGUUUGAUUACUGAAUUUUUGAUAAUUCAUCCAGUCCCAUUUUCUAAGUUCAUUCAAUAUGUUGACCCUAGACUAGUGCCAUGCUAAACCAUAUAAACAAAACUAAAAUAAUGUGGCUUCACGUGUGCAAAUGCAGCUGCUGGGUCUUUGAUCUGGUGUGUGAAUACAGCCAUGAUGUGUCUAGGCAUCUAAGUGAAGCUGUGAUUGAGAUAAGACAUGCUAGCAGCUAGGCCAAACAGGAGGCAGAACAAAUAAUUCUUCCACAUGGAAACUAAAGGCAAGACAGCCAAUAUUCUCCCUGGGAUGCAAAGAAGAUGCUGGAACAAAGCUUCCUCCCACCAUUAUUCCUAGACAGGGUGGAUUUUAUUUAAAUCAUGAUUUAAAUCACUAGUAAAAAGGCUUGAUUUAAAUCAACUUGAUUUAAAUCAUAAUUUUUAAAGAGCAACUGUCAUCUCUGCUACUCCUUUAACCCACUGUUGACUCACCGAUAGUCCCAGUGUUGCAGAAUAUACAGCCUCAUGCUACAUAACUAAGCUCCAUUUCAUGCUGAAUAAACUAAAUUAUUUAUGUAUCUUAAAUAGAAAACUAUCUUACAAUAGAUUUUUACCCCAAAAGAUUUUAUUAAAAUAAAUUCGAUAAAAAUCAAAAAAAUCCGAUUUAAAUCCUAUUUAAAUCAAAAAAAUCUGAUUUUUUUGAUUUUUUAAAAAAAUCAUUGAUUUUUAUCCACCCUGUUCCUAGAUGCUUUCAACUGAAUAGAAUAGAAUAACAAGAGUUGGAAGGGAGCUUGGAGGUCUUCUAGUCCAACCCCCUGCUUAGGCAGGAAACCCUACACCACUUCAGGCAAAUUGGUUUGGCCCUUGCUGAUUAUGGCUUGCCACUGCUACAGUUUGACCACAUUAUCGCUAGGGUAGGUAUGAUACUGUACAAAGAUAUGGAAGGCAAGUCAACUAUGCUGAUUGUUACCAAGAUGCAGUGGAGGAUUGUGUUUCCCUGUUGAGAGAGAAAAAAGGAAGCAGAAUUUCUCUAGAAAUUAUGAUGUGGAGAGCAAGGAAAUUGUGCACUGUGUAUGUGUGAAUGUAUGCAUUUUCUUUUUGAUACAUCCUGGAUCUCAAACAAUACUAGUUCUACCACUGACAAUUAAUACUUUUUUGUCUACUACGCAGCCCACCAAAAGCUAAGCUUGGUACAAUGAGAACCAAUGUGAGGAUGAAUGUAAUAAUUCCAGUUUACAACUGUAUUCCCACUCGUGCAUGGGCGAAUGUGUAUAUGUGUGAGAGAAUUCCUGAAUGUGUGAAUGCAAAUGUUUUCACUAAAGUUUGUUAAAAAUAUAUGGGAGAUCCUGUACAUGUUGGGAACAAGUCUAAUAGAAAGCUGUAAACUAGAAGCCAUGUUUUCUCAUCUGCCAAAUAUUUAAUAAAUGAGUCUUAUCCAUC